This is a messenger RNA of Sinocyclocheilus rhinocerous, 1102 nucleotides long. RefSeq lists its product as uncharacterized. The coding region runs from base 102 to 1016 and encodes 304 amino acids. NCBI's taxonomy places the organism in Eukaryota, Metazoa, Chordata, Actinopteri, Cypriniformes, Cyprinidae. The record is from RefSeq and is a predicted model, not a curated record. The transcript is spliced from 10 exons.
UGUGUUGGGUGUGUAUAACACCAUAAAUACCCCAGUCAGCUGCAAAUAGCCUUUUAUGCAAGUGCCAUUAGUGGAAUUCAUGUGUGUGUGGGAACUAAAAGAUGAAGGUCUUACUGUACGUGUGUUUUAUCUUGUUUGUUACUGAUGAAGCAACUGGCCAGACAACAGACCUUGCCUGUGGUAAUGUUAAUGACUUUGACCGAUGUUUGGAUAAUGCGGGGAUCUGUGAUGAGACAAUUAGCAGAUGUACCUGUUUCGAGGGACAACCAUUCUGUCGGUGCAACAGUCAAAAGGGUGAGUUUUACAUUGAUGAAAACUGCACUCAGGGAUGGACAGUAGUGACCUUUGCCCUGGUGGCAUCUCUUCCUGGUCUUACACUCGCUGUGCUGGUGGGGGUGAUUGUUUACGUGAUAAUGUUACCAUCAAACAAGAGCCACACAGGUGAAGGAAAGACGACACCCAAGACAGCCUCUAAAGAACAGCACUUGUUCCCUGGAAUUGCUUUUGCUUCUGAUAUUAAUGGUCGGCCUCCCCCUAACAUGAGACCUGUACAACAAGAUCAUGUUCCCAUGACAGCCAUGCCCAACCGCCCAUAUAGCAUAUCUAGUGGGAUGCGUGAUCCUAAAAUGGGAGGUCCUGCUCGGCCCUAUAAUCCAUCCAGUGGUGUGCAUCCAUCUGUUGACAGCAUGACUGAUGGACGACCCCGUGAGCCAAACAGCAUGUACACUGACAUGCGUGACCCUAUGGGAGGUCCUGUGCAGCCUUACAGCAAUGGCGCAGUUCGGGGUCAGAUUGUUAGCAACCCUUAUGCUAGAGAUUCACCCAGCAGAAACCCCUAUGAAGACCACAGCCCUUCUGCAGACCACCACAGUGAUUACACACCACAUGCCCCUUCACACACAUAUGAUGACCUGAAACCGAACCAGCCCUAUUCUCCUGCUCCACUCUAUGGUUCCUCUGAGCAUGGAAACCUCCGCAAUGGAUUUCCACGACCCCAAUUAAAUCUACGAUACUAGAACUUUUUUUAUUUUUAUUUUUACAUGCUCAUUAUUAGAAUGGAUCCAUGUUGUAAUUAUUUGAUGGGUUAAAAUAUAUUUUGUUG